Hirundo rustica (Barn swallow) is the source of this 388-nucleotide messenger RNA. RefSeq names its product ATP synthase F1 subunit epsilon (gene ATP5F1E). Gene Ontology annotation, molecular function: proton-transporting ATP synthase activity, rotational mechanism. The transcript has 3 exons. Gene Ontology annotation, biological process: proton motive force-driven mitochondrial ATP synthesis. Bases 88 to 243 code for a protein of 51 amino acids. The record is from RefSeq and is a predicted model, not a curated record. Gene Ontology annotation, cellular component: mitochondrial inner membrane. Lineage: Eukaryota; Metazoa; Chordata; Aves; Passeriformes; Hirundinidae.
GCGCGCUUGAGCGGCUCCCGCCCGCUGAUUGGCCGGCGGGCACGUCCCCUGCGGCGCGCGCUGACCUUGCCGCGCGGAGCCACAGCCAUGGUGGCGUAUUGGCGACAGGCCGGGCUCAGCUACAUCCGCUACUCGCAGAUCUGCGCCCAGGCGGUGCGGGCCGCCAUGAAGCCGCAGUUCAAAGCGGAGGCGGAGAAGGCAGCGGUGGCCACGGUGAAAACGGUGAAACCCAAAAAGGAGUGAAAUGAGCUGAUCUGUGGUGAAUAACAGCAAACUGCAAAGCUGUAGGCAAGCUCAAGACUGCAGUGUAAUGUCAUCACAUGAACUGUAGAACUUGCCUCUAUGUAAAUUGGCAAGCUAAUAAAUGUAAUUUCUGAAUGUGUGGAAA